UGACGGAUAGUUUCAAAUAAAAUAAAUUAGAAAAUCCCUGGGCUUCCCAACGCCGGAAACAGUGAAUACAAAGCUUUGUAUUGUUGGUAAAUUCUCAACGUACUUGAUUUUAGUAAUCAUCUGAUGACUCCGUAGGGUGUGACUUGGUCGUUUAUGCCAUUUGGCUACUCUAUGACCAUUUUUAUUGGAAUUGGUAGGGUUAUUUAAGUCGUUGAUCGACAAGUGUAAUCUACAGAGAGAAAGGAACUACUUUAGGCAAGAAUGUCUACUUUAUUAUAUGCAGAUUUUGGUUAGGUUGGCAUUUUGUUACGCAACGUCUGUGUCUGGGCUUUUGGUCUACGUGACUCUUUCUUUUUUCGAAUUUUCUACUUUUGAACCAGUAGGUGGCGGUAAACCAUCGUAUUUAGCCCUUUUGCUGUAUGUAUUUAGCAGUCCCAAAAGAACAACAAAGCAAAAAGGUGCUGGCCCAAGGGUAGAUCUUGGGGUGGAUGCAUAAUUUGCAGGCCACGUAAUCGCGGUUUAUGAUGGUCUAUUAUUUCUAAAAGAGCUCAGCAUACAGAGUUCAUUCAUCAAAAGACAAAAAACAAUGUAAUCCGUCUAGCCUAUGUAGCUGCAAAGAAUGAAAUCAAAGCCUAAUCAUCGAGACUCAGACACUCCAGUGUAGCUUACGUGAUUAACUGCAUGUGUUGGGGUGAGGGUAGAAUUACCCUAAUAAUCAGAUGAUCAAUCAAACAAUGCCAAAUAAGUUGAGAACUGAGGCUAUGGGUAUCUGGCUGUACUGAAAAGUGCUGGGGACAUGAGCCUUGAUGUGCAGAUUGGUAUGUUCUAUGGACAUUCUAGGGAGUUUUUAUGUAAUCCUGUCACUGGACUGUUGAGCGUCUUUCUCUAAUAUGAGGGCCAUUCCUAAAGUGGUCUCUAGGAGCACAAUCCUUGCACCUAUGGCACUUCAAAGGGGGAGGGUGUUGACAAAUGGUAUAGUAUUUUGUAAAAGCCAAUGCCUAAAAUCCCAUGUCAUUUCCUACUAAAAGUAACAGCUUCCACCAUGGGCACAUGUGCACAUUGCUUCACAGAAUGGCUUUUGCAGAGUGUCCUGUAGUCAUUUUCCAUUCGAGUAGGCCUACAUGUUUAGGUUACUUGUUUAUUUUACCGCCAGGACAAUGCCACAAUGUAAUACAUAUUUUGGGGAUGAAACAAAUAUCGAAUUUGUCACAUGUGUUUUGAGUCAUGACUGAUGGCAGUGUUUAGUGCUCUCAGCCUCUAUAAUGUGUUUUUGUAAGGGAAGCUCUCAAAAUAAAACACCUAAGAUGGAGGUGCAAAAAUGGCCUGUUGGGGGAUGGGAGAAGAGACUGUAAGGAGAUACAGGCCAAGCCCAGCCAAUACUUCUCAUGUAACAUCUAGGGAGAGUACAAAGGGCAUAGGCUAUGAUUAUGAAAAUGUGAAUGGAGAUUAGGAUACCUAUGUGCUUGCAGAAAAUUAUGCAUUACAAGACUGCCCUCAGAAAUGUUGGGUUGCCACAAUUACUUUUUUCUGGACAGUGGUUCACAUUUCAAACUGAAACUUGACUAGGUUCUUGGAAUUGACUUGUAUAAGCUUGUAAACUACAUUGAAAUAUAGCUAAAUUCUUGACAAAAUAAAUAGCCUACAGUCAAUGAUACUGAACUUUGAUUAUUAUUUUUCCACUGGAACAUAUUCUUAAGCUGCCAUAUGGACCUAUGUGUAUGUAGACACCAGCAGAGGGAGAGUUCUGUAUUGUAGGCUCCAAAAUUGAUUGUGUUAGUGUAUACUCUGUUUAUGCAACAGCGCAUUGAUCAUACAGGAGUGGGACUAGGGGGAUGGGAGAAGCCUCAGGGGAGAUUGCUAGUGAUGGCCCUCACACCGAAAGAGGGUGGCAAUGUUGAGAAGCUAUGGGUGUGGUAGGCUACAAAACAAACAACAGCUUCUUCUUUAAACUGCCCUGCAUACUGGCCUCUUGCAAACGACUGUAGGCCUAUGGAGGAAAAUGUGAGUGUGUUUAGAAUAAGAACAUAAAGUGCCCACAGGUUAAAGGUCCACAUUGGAAGGAGGUAUUAUCAACAGUUCAUAAUAUGAUUAUGAAAUACCUGUAAAUAAUAGAAUUAGAUAUACACAAAUUAGAUGAAGAUAAUAAGGAAAGCCUAUCAUACAUUAAAAUAUAGCCUAAUGUAAUCUAUUCGUUGAUUGAUGUUAACAACAGGUCUGUAUGUUAACCUAAAUCACAUAAUAUCCUUCAGCAAAGCUUAAGUGUAUACAUACACUGUAUACACUUAACACACAUUAAUUACAUUACAUUAAUUUGACAUCAAUACCACUGCAUGGUUUUGUACCCGAGUCGCCUGUGGAUUUAAACUAGACUAGUUGUAGACUACAAGCUGCGUGAUUAAACAUGUUCAGAGUAGGCUACGGAAGGAUAACUCACUACAGUUAAAAGCAAGAUCAAUGAGACAUGAAGCAUGGCUUGAACCCAAAGGUCCUGUUCUGUUCCGGUGUUAAGUUCGAUUUGUUCCAGCAUCAUCAACCCAUGGGCACAGUUGUCCCACACUGUCAGUGGCUUCGAUGUGACAUCAUUACAUCACAAUUAGAUUUUUAUUGGAUGCUAGGAGAGAUGAGGUGAAGGGGAGUACCAUAACUCUCACGCACACAGGGCACUCUCACAGUGAUUGUUUGGACACAGAGAAAAAGUUAGUCAGAGCUAGACGGUAGUCUAGGUUAAGGCAGAGAUAGUUGAGUUAAAAGAGUUGCAUACAGAUGAUCUGGAUGCGGAUGUGCCAAGCGGUUGGAUGAUUUGCGCAAAAUCCUUUUUGUCUAUGAAAACUAAUUGAGGUAGUUUAAUUAUACACAUAUGUCAAGGUAACAUUUUUUCUUUUCGGUAUUAGUUCAGUUCAUUUGCGAGAUUCAGACACUUAGCAUGUGCACGUAAGUGAUUUACUUUUCUCUGUUUGUUUUGGAAACAAAAAACGAUCGAAUGCAUGGCACGUCAUUUGGAUGCAAAAAUUCAGAGUUAUAGCCUCAGCAAAAAGUAGCCUAAUUUUAACGUUAAGGGAUUCGUUUAAGAAGUAGCUGUCCUAGUGCCAAGAAAGGUAGCCUUCUUCAUGUUUUGAUUGCGCUGGCUGAAAAAGAAGUUGCCUAGUGAUGGAGAAGUACUUCACGCCAGUUCACAAACCCUCGCAGGAGGACAUAAAACUCAGAAAACACCAUCAACACGUUCCCCAUCCUCACCAUCACCAUCAUCACCAUGACCGCAGGUCACAUGACAAGACACCUCACAGUGUUCCAGGAUCUCACAGUGACAGCCAUGCUCAUCACCGAGCACAUCACCAUGACCACAGUUUCCAUGGAUACCAUCAGAUUAACAACCACAAAGCUGAGGAUCAACACAGGUCAUCUUCCUCAUCCAGUCUAUCCACCUCCUCCUCCUCAUCAUCAUCCUGGUCCUCAGAGCCAAGUUUGGACGAUGAGACAUACUUAAUGCACAAGCCCCAGCACUCUCUCUCUUGCUCCAACAUAGCUGAGCCUAGACGCAAGUCUCGUGACUGGGACUCGGAGGGCGUGGAGUAUGACUUGAGAUCCCCAACACCAUUCCAGCAGUGUUCGCCACACCACAAGCCGCACUACCAGCACAGCCACCCACAUCCCAAGAGUCAGCACUCGCACUACCACCCUCACGGCUCAGAGCACGGCCCCAAGCUGUCCAAGCUCCAUCGUGGACAAAGCAAGAGUGAGGAGGGUCUCCUUCAGGGCAACGACAGUGAUGACGGGCAUGGCGGGUGGGACAGACACCCCCAUAUGGAGCACGGGAAUCUCUACAAGACCGCAAGCCUGGGCCGGAGCCUGGCUUUCAGCGAUGAUGCUGAGGUGGGUGCUGGGGCCAGAGCCACACCCAAGAAGGCAGUGUCCCACAUGCAGCUCCCGAGCAAAGGCAUCCUUAAAAACAAGGACGGCGGGUCGGCAGCAAGCCAACGGGCGAACUUCCGCAAGGCCAAAUCGAUGGAGGUCCUGUCUAACCGGGAGCAAGCAGCAAAACAAAGUGGUGGGGGGCCUUUGGGCACCCCAAAGCAAAACGAUGUAGAGGUUAUAAGGGAGAAUUUUGUCAAAACAAAGCUGCAGUUUUCUGCAUUUUUGGAUGAGAUAACGCGUCAAGUUAUAAGUCCCUCCAGGCUCAAUACACUGGGGGUCACCCCUGGCUCCAGUCCAACGUCGCCGAGAUCUCCUCAUCAGGAGCGUAAGGAGCCCCCUGGUGGUGGGAAGAAGGAAGAGGAGGGUUCAAGAAUGCAGCAAUCCAAGCAGCGCAUGGCAAAGACUGUAAAUCAGAGUCCAGCAAAGUCUGGUAAUCCUGAUCCACAGUCGCAUGCACGACGUGACUCCCAUUCAGGGAAGCACCAGCCUAAUCUUGGGAGCCCCACAAGGUCUGCCGGUCACCAGCAGUAUGGUAACAAUAAAAAACGCUAUUCUGUCGGGGAAGUACAGGGUGUCACAGAGGACAAACAGCACCAGGGGAAGUAUAACCAGAGGCUCACUGAUGGCACCAGCACAAGCUCUGAGACCAUUUCACACGAGUCCAAACACCAUCACUUCAAGCAGCACGGUGAUGGACACCAUGGCAGUCACAACCCAUCACUGCGUCACCAUGGAGACCACAGGGGUUCCCCACCUCCACCCGGGCACACCGCGGGACCCGACUACGAGUCUCCUUCCAGCAAGUCGUCCAGUGCCAGUCACAGCUCUGGACAUGGCGACAGGCAGAAGCAUCCAGGCCACAGGAGACACUCCAAAUCUCGGGAUUCAGUGAGCUCUGUCGACAGAGUUCAGCUGCUUGAGCAAUACAACAAGGAGCUACAUGAGAACCUGCUGCAGACUGUGGCGUGUAUAGAGAACAUGGAGACCGAGCUCCAGUGCACCAGGUCGGAGCUCGGAGUCCUCAAGGACAAGUACAAGAGACUGCAGGAGAGCUAUACCAACUCCCAACACUCUAGCAGCACUCUGGAGCAGAAGUUACAGUCAGCUAUGGAGAGUAUGAACUCAGAGAGGAAGUACCUCUUACAGAGGAUUCUGGAACUGACCAAGCAGCUGGACACAGCCCAAAAUACCAUCAGCUCACUGGAGAACAUCAAUGUUCCCGCUUUGAUCAAGGAGCUCUUGCAAAAGCACUUCAAAUCUGAGGACAGUGUUAAGAAUUUUCUGCGCUCUACCACUAUGAAGGACAGCAAAGACAACCAGUCAGCUUUGGCGACAGUGGAGGUGGCAUCGACUGAUUGGCCUGAGUCCGGGCCAGUUAGGACGACGGCCUUUAUCCCAUGGAAACAAGACCAGGCAGAGUGGCCUGGGUCAGGAGAGGACAGGGGGUGCGGAACCAGACAGGACAUGGAGGCCGCUGGAAGCUCCAGGUCUCCACAGCUCCCUUUCACUGUUGCUGAAAUUAGCAUGGCACUGUUUAAAAACAUGAGUGAUGCUCAGGCCAAAAGCCACGAGCACCAGCACCCAGAGGUGCCCCCAAACCCUUACGAGAUGGGUGGCACAGGCAGGGGAGCGGGCGGAGGGGAGCCCGGGGAUGAUUUCACCUCCCUUACAGCACAAAGGAUUUUGGACAAUUUUAUGAGUCAGAUGUCUCCUCCCUCCAAUGAAGGCCAAGAGGAGAGAGGCGGUGGUGCCCUGGACUGGGCAGGACCACCACCAGGACAUUAACCUGACCAGUAGCUCCUCUGAUAGAGCUAUUAUGCUAAGGCUAUGGGUCAGUACCCAAAGAGCCCAAAUACUUGUGAAAAAAAAAAUACUGUACAUGUAUGCCUUCUGUGUAUAAGUGCUGGUUUAAGAUACAGUUGUAAAGACUCAAUAAUAUGCUGAUGACAUGUAAUUGCUCAAUGAUAGAUGUUCAGAACAAGUGAUAGCCCUAUUUGUAAUUAAGUUGAAAUUAAUUAUUAUUUAAAUCCAUUACCAAGUCUGUCUGGUCAGUGUAACUCACUAAGCAUACAGAGUAAAAAUAAAUCUGAAAUAAGAGCAGGAAAAUGUACUGGUAAAUCUGGCAGUACAAUUUCCGUACAUCUUGUAUCUUUUUUUAUUGACAAUUCUUUGAAAUAUUCAAAUAUUGCCAUUCACUGGCAAGUGAGGGAUAUCAUAAAGAUAUGAAAAGAAAAAUGUACAGUAAUUGUGUUGGCAGAAACAUACCAGUAAAUUUUCCAGUUACAUUUUCUUUUACAGUGUAGUAGCUUUGUUAAAAAAAUCAUGAUAUGUGUGAUUAAAAUAAUAGUCUGCUCUACCCACCCACUGCUUCUAGCUUAGUCUUUGCUGCUGGGAUUAUAGUCGCUAAGUGAAUGUGUGUCUGGUUCUACUUGGAUACUGAAAUUAUACAGUGGUUUCACUAAACCGUGAUCUACACAUUGUUGCAGAUUACUGUCCCAUAGCAUCCAAGGAUUAAGUGUGUAUCAUAAAGGGCUUUAUACAUGCCAAGAUGCCAGCUGCAUUAUGGGUACUGUAGCAGCCUCAAAGACAUGCUGACUGCUGUAUGUUUGACGCUGCUACAGACACUAUCCAAAAAUAUUGUAUUUACAUUUUAUUGUCUAUGAUUGUUAUAAUUAUGCCACAUUUGUUUCUCAUGACUUGUGAUUAUUUGUGAAUCUGUGGUGGUAAAGUGUACUGUGCUUUAGCUAUUCUGAGGCUGCCUUUGAAGAGUGCUGAAGCUGUGUAUAUAAUAAUUAUGCAGUUAUAAUAUAGAUUAUGUUUCCUAGUUUCUGGAUAGACUGUACAUAUCUCAAGAGAGUCAAACAAUACCAUGUGUAUGUCUGAAUUUAUCUACCCUUCCAAAGAACCAUCUGUAAUAAGUGUAUUGUCGGAUUUAUUUUCAUGCUUAGUUACGUUUCAAAUAUGUCAUGGUAGAAUAUCCUUGCAGGUUAUAACAUCUGCUACAACAUUCCAUCAGACCCAAAUCUGGUCAGACUGUACAACUUUUUUUAUCUUAAGAAAUCAAAGGUGAAUUCAGACAUAGACUAUGUUAUGUUCCCCCCAUGAAACUUGUUGAUUUGUACAACAUAUGUAAAUAUCCUGUGCCUUGAGAUAUAUCCCUUACAUGUUUAAAACUGCUUUCAAAUUGUAUGCUCCACCACACCUAACAAA
Molecule: messenger RNA, 7122 nt
Organism: Alosa alosa (allis shad)
Lineage: Eukaryota; Metazoa; Chordata; Actinopteri; Clupeiformes; Clupeidae
Product: knob-associated histidine-rich protein
Exons: 7
Coding region: 3148-5697 (849 amino acids)
Biological process (GO): Golgi organization
Cellular component (GO): trans-Golgi network
Source: RefSeq, a predicted model, not a curated record